Messenger RNA from Onthophagus taurus, 819 nucleotides. RefSeq names its product apolipoprotein D. The record is from RefSeq and is a predicted model, not a curated record. Lineage: Eukaryota; Metazoa; Arthropoda; Insecta; Coleoptera; Scarabaeidae. Gene Ontology annotation, molecular function: pigment binding. Gene Ontology annotation, biological process: response to reactive oxygen species; lipid metabolic process. Gene Ontology annotation, cellular component: cytoplasm.
AGAAAGAGAUAAAUUAUUGAGAUCAAAAUACGUCUAGUAAGCGAAUGUUGUCGCAUUUAUAAAUUUCGGUUCGUUUAAUCUCCAAGUUUACUUCCGACUAAUUAUUAUUUGUGACGUUUAAAUUUGCUGAUAGUAAAUUAGUUGAAAAUUAAAGCGAUAAUGAUGGUUAUAACACAAAUAAUCAUGAAACUGAUCGUUUUUGCGCUCAUUUUACAACACGUGAGUUCUUUAGGAAUACGAAAGUGUCCCAAACAAGAACCCAUCAAAGAUUUUAACAUCGACAAAUUUUCUGGCCGUUGGUAUGAAAUAGAAAGAAGUUUUUACGUUUGGGAAUUACAUACAAAGUGUUUAAGUGUGGAUUUACAAUUAAAAAGGCCUGGGAUUAUUAACAUUUCUGUUAACAGACUAAACAGAUUAUCUGGUUCGAAAAAAUUAACUGGAGGUUUAGGUAUACAAGCAAAGAAGAAUCCAAGCAUUUUUCAAGUUAAAGUCGCUUCAAGUUUACCAAAACCUGUUGAUCAAUUUUUACCGGGCGCGGCAACUUAUCAAGUUCUUUACACAGAUUAUGAGACUUUCGCUGUUAUUUAUUCUUGUUCAUCCUACGUUUUAUUUCAUUAUGAUCGAAUAUGGAUUUUAGGACGAAAUUGGGACAUAAACGCUGAGACAAGGUUAAACAUCUACCGAUUUCUAACAUUUAGAAAUAUAGAUAACGAUCGAUUAAUAGUUACUAAUAAAGAUUGUACGAAGUAGAUUUAACAUUAGAUUUUAUAUAUAUUUAAAUUUUUUUCGCGUUUAAUUAAAAAUAAACUUAAAAAAUAA